Verruconis gallopava is the source of this 1375-nucleotide messenger RNA. RefSeq lists its product as uncharacterized. Gene Ontology annotation, biological process: cytokinin biosynthetic process. The coding region runs from base 200 to 949 and encodes 249 amino acids. Gene Ontology annotation, cellular component: cytosol. NCBI's taxonomy places the organism in Eukaryota, Fungi, Ascomycota, Dothideomycetes, Venturiales, Sympoventuriaceae. Gene Ontology annotation, molecular function: hydrolase activity, hydrolyzing N-glycosyl compounds. The record is from RefSeq and is a predicted model, not a curated record. The transcript has 2 exons.
ACCCUCACCUCCACAUGACUGUGCAACCAGCAAACCGCCUGUUUCAUUCAAGCAUCUUCCACUCACUCGCUGUCAUACAUGUGUUCUUUUAACGACUUCUGCCACGCGCCAAUUUCACACUGUCCUUUCCUCAUCGAAACGUCCGUUUCUGGUGCUUGACUCGUCGCCUCCGCCAGCAAUACUUGACAUUAUCUCGAUCAUGACUUCUGACCACGUACCGUCGCUAUCCAAUUUCAACACCCCCGACGCGGUAACGCCUACCCUGAAUGCAGUGAGGCCGUCUCAAGCAGUGAAUGGUUCUUCGACUUUGGCAUCGGCACAGAAAAAGCCGGUUGUCUGUGUCUUCUGCGGUGCCUCCCCAGGCAAGUCAGAAGUUCACCUAGAAGCCGCGCGCGCACUGGCCCGUCAGCUGCACCUGAACAACAUGUCGCUCGUCUACGGUGGCGGCACCUUCGGCCUCAUGGGCGAGGUCGCGAAAACGCUCGUUUCCCUGUCCGGCCCGGACAGCGUGCACGGCAUAAUCCCCGAAAAGCUGCGGCAGUAUGAGCAGGGCGACCAAGGCAUCGACCAGGCUAUCUACGGCAAGACGACCGUUGUCAAGGACAUGCACACGCGCAAGCAGAUGAUGGCGCAAGCAGUCACCACGGGUGGGCCCGGCUCGGGAUUCGUGGCGCUCAGCGGCGGGUUUGGCACGCUGGAGGAGCUGAUGGAGAUCACCACGUGGAACCAGCUUGGUAUUCACAAGAUGCCCGUCGUUGUGUACAAUGUCGAUGGCUAUUACGACGGGCUCAUAGACUGGGUCAAAGGCGCGGUCAAAGCCGGUUUCAUUGCGCCGGAGAACGGGGGAAUAAUGGUGGAGGGAAAGACCGCGGACGAGGUGCUGCACAAAUUGAAGAACUACGAAAUCUCGAAGGCCAGACUCAAACUGGACUGGGAUGCUGAGGGCUGAGUCGCGCCUCCUGUGCUACGUUCCGGAAGUCGAUGAGAGUGCAGACAAAGAGAUUGGAAAGACUGUCGUCAUUUGCAUGGGCCUGGGUUUGCGGCGUUCUUCAGACUGGGUGGGAGUAGGAAUCAAUCCUGCUAGCAGCAUGGGAAAUGGCGUCUACUAUCUCUUUCUUACAAUUUCACACGCUGCAUAGACAGCCAUGUACGCGUCUGCCGAGCUGAACUGGGCAGGGCUGACGGAUACGACCAUCACGAUAUAGAGCCCUUUUAUGGACGUUCUAAUGGUCUUUCUUUUGACCGAAAGAAAGAAUUCGAGUCGAUGUAGAGAGUAUCAGCUGUUCAUCGUCAUUCUUUCUGCCAAUGCUCUCACAUGCUCGUCAGUGCACACGUACUUUGCUCCCGAGCUUUCUUGCCUAGCAUCCGAGCAGGC